Messenger RNA from Camellia sinensis, 411 nucleotides. The record is from RefSeq and is a predicted model, not a curated record. NCBI's taxonomy places the organism in Eukaryota, Viridiplantae, Streptophyta, Magnoliopsida, Ericales, Theaceae.
AUGGAAAAGAUUUUUCGUGCCCUACCCUGCACCGAAAGACAAAAGGUAACUUUCGCCACUUUCGCCACUUUCGACACUUUCACUUUCAAAGACAAUGCAGAGGAAUGGUGGCUUCUCACUCUGGCCAAAGAAGAAAUUACGACUUGGGCAAGAUUCUUGGAAGUAUUUUACGAAAAAUACUUCCCAGAUUCAUUGCGGGAACAGAAGGCAUCCGAAUUCAUACAUCUAAAGCAAGGAACCAUGACGGUGGUCGAAUACAAGAGCAAGUUCACACAACUCGCUCGGUUUGUAACAUACGUCAUCCCCACCGAAACUCGAAAAGCAAGAAAAUUCGAAGCAAGAUUGGAUGCUAAAAUUAAAGAUAGGCUCGAGGUCUUGAAACUGCCAACCUAUGCAGAAGUGGUAGACUAG